UGUCUGAAACCUCGCGAAGUUUCCUGCUUAUUUUGGAUUUUGGUGGCAGCAGCAGGCAGCGGACAGAGCUGUGGAGGAGGCAAGUCCAAGAAAGGUGGAGACUCCUGCUUUAACUUCCUGCACAAUAAUCUUGAAGCACCACCGAGAGAGAACUCGGGAGGCUGCUGCUGCUGCUUCUGCUGUGCUGCUGCUGCGAGGACGAAGACGAAUGGAUAAACGGCCCUCUUGGCUUUCUUUUUCUCGGCGGUGAAUCGACGUGAAGACACACUUUUUGUUUUACCGCGGGCGGUGAUACGCGUCUACCUGGCUGGGAGCUCGCUAGCGGCGCGGCGGCUGGAGAACACAUUCCCGACGGUCGACAGCGCGAGGCGGGGUGCGCGAGGACAGGAAUGGAGGUUGUGGUGGAGUAUGAGUACGAGGCGCUCCAUGAUGACGAGCUGACCCUGCGGCUGGGCGACAUCAUCAAGAACGUGCGCUACAUAGAGGAGGAUGGCUGGAUGGAGGGAGACCUCAACGGGAAGAGGGGCCUCUUCCCCGACAACUUUGUCAAGGAAUUAAAGAAGGAAUCCAAAGAGGUCAAGGAAACAAAGGCCGAGCCAAAAGAGGAGACCUCCCAGCCUCAAAAGAGAGAGAAGAGCGCGGGGAACGUGGCCCACCUGGUUCAGAGGAUGAGCACCAUCGGCAUCCCAACCGGCGGCUUCCAGCCUCAGCCACCAGCAACGGCAAAGAAGCCCAAGAGGAGACGGUGCAAGGUGCUGUUUGACUAUCAGCCGCUGAACGAGGAUGAGCUGGAGCUGAAAGUCGGAGACAUCAUUGACAUCAACGAAGAGGUGGAAGAAGGCUGGUGGAGCGGCGGCUUGAACGGCAAGUCCGGACUGUUUCCCUCCAACUUCGUCAAAGAGCUGGACACCGCCGGCGAGGACGGAGAGUCCAAUGACACCGUAGCGGACGAGCCCGAUGGAAGUGGAAUGGAAAGCACCGCCGCCCCCACAUCGCCUCAACCGGCCUCAGGGAACGGAGUUAUUGGGCCGCACAAGAAGAUUCGAGGCGUCGGCUUCGGAGACAUUUUCAGAGAAGGGUCGGUCAAACUAAAGGUUCGACUUCCGAGCCCCGAAACAGAGGAAAGGAAGGAGAGACCAAUCCCAUCAUUACCAUCUGCUGCAAAGCCCAACAUGACAGACUCGCAGAGAGCAGACGGAGACAACAAAUCCAAAGCAAAAGAGUACUGUAAGGUCACGUUCACUUUUGAGGCUACGAACGAGGACGAGCUGAGCAUAAAGGAGGGCGACAUCAUCCACAUCCUGAGCAAGGACACAGGAGAGCCUGGCUGGUGGCGAGGGGAGAUCGGGGGAAAAGAAGGCGUCUUCCCUGAUAACUUUGUCACCAUUAUGUCUGAGGCAGAGAAAGAGACUCCCACGUCGAGGGUCGGGUCAUUGAAAUCAUUACCUAAGCAGGAGUCCGAAGAGAAGCCGAAGAAGCCACCCCCACCAUCAAAAAGCAUAGCUCUCAAGCCAGAAGUGCCCAGUGUGGACAAGAAGCCUCAUCCCAUCAGGCCAGAGGACAGAGAUCACAAACCAUCCAAGCCUGCAGCGCCUGUGGUCCCGCCCAAGAAGCCGGUCCCCCCUCCUGGGAAAGGCAGACCAGGAAUCCUCCCACCGAAGAGGCCAGACAAGCCUCUCGCUCCCUCGCCAAUCCUCAAGCACAAUGGAGAGGUGCCUUCCACACGACCAAAGUCCGAGUUCGAGCCAUCAUUACCCACCAAACCCAAGACACUGUCUGCAGACUGGGGGGAGAAGACCUCGGAUAUGGAUCUGAUGAGUUUCGAUGACUUGUCGUCUACCUCGGAGAAGCUCUCUCACCCCACUGCUAACAGACCAAAGAUGCCUGGCAGGAGGCUGCCUGCCCAGUUUGGUGGACACUCGCCCAACAAGGACGUGAGCAUUGAGAAAUCCCUGAAGAUGGAUGAAGAGGAGCCAGCCAAACCAAAGCUAACAGAAACCAGAAAGCCUUCCACUAACAUCAUAUCCCACUCAUCGUCAUUCCACAAGCCCGCCAUGCCCACCGUAACCAGUGUUGAGGCCAAGCCGAGCCCUGCGGUAGCCCCGAGCUCAGACAGCGCGUUGCUCGGUGGCAAGGCCCGCCUGGAGCCCGAUGAGCCCAACUCCCAGCUGGAUGAGCUGAGGAGCCAGAUGAAGGACCUGCUGCUGUCUGUGGAGCUCCUGAAGGCCCAGCAAAUGAAAGAGAUAGCGGAGCUACGAGGAGAGCUGGAUGAGGAGAGGCUAAAGCGCGUGGCCCUUCAGAUGGAGAUAGAAAAACUAAAGCGGACCGUGCACUCGACGUGAAGCCCUCGCUCCAAUCAACAGCAAGCCUCAAGGUCAGCCGCUGGCCUGUCGACUAACCAGAGAGCAGGGGAGGGGAGGGGAGGGGGGUAGAAUGAACGGAGAGAGAGAGAGGGUGGAGAAUCAGACGAACCACCUGGAACACAAUCCUUUUCCGUGGGGUGUACAAAAAUCAACUCUCCCCACAUUUGUAAGAUUUACAUUUUGCACAUAUCAUUUUUUUUUUUCAAAGCUAGAUGUAAGUUACAGAUGUAUAUGUUUCUCUUUAUUUCUUUUUUUUUUUUUUUAUCUUGCCAACACACAACAAAAAAACAAACAAAACUGAGGCCUUACUUUAAACUACUGCGCUGGACGACCCUGCCGCUCACACUCUCUCCCCGUCACUCUGGUGUUCCUCGAACCCCUCAGGGAGGAGGUUCCCUCUCAGUACUACUGACUUUGUAUAAAGCAGGGUGGGGGCGCUUGUUUUCGUUUUGUUCUUUCUUUUUCUCCUCGCCUGAUUUUUCUUCUUUUUCUUGUAUUUUUUUUAUUUUUAUGAUGCACAAAUAGUUGAUUUUAAAAAGAGAAAGAAAUGUUUUGAUUUCAGUUAACAUCUUUUGAUCCUCACAUCUGUUUUUCCUUUCCUUUUCGCGGCGCCCGUCGGCAGAACUCUCCGCUCCAGGGCGCCUCGCAGAGCUCUGCUCUCGUGUUGUUCUUCAUCUUUUAUAUGGUUCCUAGCAUUCCUAUCCAGGGUAACACUACUGUGCCUGUUAAAAACAAAAUUAUAUUAAGUGUUUGUAAUGGGAGCAUACAUAUACCAUGAUGGUGUCUGGAAAUUUUGCAGCAUGAUAUUGUAUAUCUAUAUUUUUUAAGUCUACUGACACGCCUAGUCAAAUACUAUAUAUAAUAUAUAUUAUAGAUAUAUAUAUAUAUAUAUAUAGGGCCUCUUCUAUGCUGGUCUCUUCUAUUUUUGUCAAACUGGUUCACCCUGCUGGGAAUGUCCUAACAGGGUUAGCUGGAGUUCCAGUCUGCAGGUAAUGCAGACAGAAUCUACAUGCAAAAACAAACUCUGAAGACAAAGUAAGGAAGGAGAGACUGCGUUCAUUCAUUAACAUAAAAAGAAACAAAAAACAAAGCCGCCUCAUUCUGAUCAUCUCAUGCAGCUUUUCUUGUUUUUAAUCUGACCACCAAUCCCUCUAAUCCCUGUCGUGGACCAUCUCUCUUCGAUUCAGAGCUAAUCACAUGGGAAGCCUCGUCAAAAUGCGUUCGGCAUCGGUUGUCCCGUCAUUUUACAGUCUUCUCAUCUCCAUAUCUUCCCACAUUCCAAGUACGCAACUUAAACUAACUGGAA
Larimichthys crocea (large yellow croaker) is the source of this 3669-nucleotide messenger RNA. RefSeq names its product CD2-associated protein (gene cd2ap). NCBI's taxonomy places the organism in Eukaryota, Metazoa, Chordata, Actinopteri, Sciaenidae. Gene Ontology annotation, biological process: actin filament organization; cell migration. The transcript is spliced from 19 exons. Gene Ontology annotation, molecular function: protein binding. The record is from RefSeq and is a predicted model, not a curated record. The coding region runs from base 390 to 2342 and encodes 650 amino acids.